CACUAUUGACCUCACUGAUAUUCAUUUUUCAAAUAUUAUUUCUCUUUUAUGGGGUGCAUAUGAACUCCAGCUUAAUAAACUAUGUAAUUAUAUUGAAACUCUUAUUGUUGAAGAGAAAGAUCUUGUUUGGAAAUAUAUUUCUCUUAUUAAUAGAAAAGGGUUAUCAAAUUUUACAAAAUUAUCAGAAUUAUGGAGAAAAAUUAUUGUAGAAAAUGUGAAUAUUUUUAAAAGUGAUAAUUUUAUUACACUUCAAAAAGAGGAGUUUCAUUAUUUUUAUAUUAAUCGUCUUAAUAAUAUUACUAAAAUUAGAUUAUGGGAAAAACUUCUUAAAUGGUCAACUUAUUCUAAACCUCCUAUAUCUACAUCUGAUGAUAAAUUACCAAUAUUUGUAGAAAUUAAUUUAGAAUCUACUAAAGUCAAGUCAACUGCAGAUAUAUUAUCGAAAUCUACUACAACUAUGGAAUUUAUACCUACUAUCAAUACUUCUAUCUCCAAUACAAUUAUAUCUACACGACCACUUACUAUUCAAUCAAAUAUAAUUGGACAACAACAUAUUAAAUUAAUAAAACUUCUAAAAAUAUUUAUUAUUCAUCUUCAACAAGUUUUAUAUUUUCAUUAA
This is a messenger RNA of Dentiscutata erythropus, 619 nucleotides long. Lineage: Eukaryota; Fungi; Glomeromycota; Glomeromycetes; Diversisporales; Gigasporaceae. The record is from the annotation of a GenBank genome assembly.